Messenger RNA from Salvia miltiorrhiza (redroot sage), 2133 nucleotides. Its product is annotated as cytochrome b561 and DOMON domain-containing protein At5g35735-like. The record is from RefSeq and is a predicted model, not a curated record. Lineage: Eukaryota; Viridiplantae; Streptophyta; Magnoliopsida; Lamiales; Lamiaceae.
GACUAUCCCCAAGUCUUCACCUACACCUUUUACUUUUCUCCCAUUCAGAUUCUUCCUUUGCAUCUCAAACUUUCUAUAAAAUUCCCAAUCACCCAAACAUACUAAUAAAUCACAGAGAUACAGAGAUAGAGAGAGAAACUUGAUUAUCAAUUAUCAACUAUCAACUAUCAAUUAUAUCAUCACCAUAAUUCCAAAAUGGGCAGUUUUCCACCAAAAACUGCCCUCUUCUCCGCUGUCUUCAUCGUCUUCAUCAAUUCCUUCUUCUUCUGCUCCAACGCUCAAACCUGCUCCACCUUCGCAUUCUCCAAUGGCCGAAGCUACGCCAACUGCAACGCUCUCCCCGUCUUGGACUCCUUCAUACACUGGAACUACCACCAAGCCAACCACACCGCCGACAUCGCCUACCGGCACACGCAGAUCACCUCCACCAACUGGGUGGCGUGGGCCCUCAACCUCAACGGCUCCGCCAUGCUCGGCGCUCAGGCCUUGGUCGCCUUCGUCGCCGAAAACGGCACCGUCCAAGCCUACACCUCUCCGAUCACCAGCUACGAGACCACGCUGCAACGUGGCACAUUGAGCUUCGCCGUUCCCGCUCUAACCGCCGAAUUCGUCGGCGACAAUCAGAUCAUCAUAUACGCUACCAUCAACCUUCCGAGGGGGCGCACCAACUUUUCGCACGUGUGGCAGCACGGCGACGUCUCCGGCAACAACCUCGGUCGCCACCCCCUCACCAAUGAUCACCGCAGGUCGUUAGGGACUAUCGAUUUUGCCAACGAAGCCGCCACCACCACCCCCGCCCCCGCUCCGGAGAACUGCCCGGCGUCUAGUUUCUCAAACGGGAGGACAUUCAGCGACUGCAACGCGCUUCCCGUCCUCGGCGCGUUCCUUCACUGGAACUACCGCGAGAGCAACAACGCCGUCGAUAUAGCCUACCGCCACGGCGGAGUGAGCCGCUCCAGCUGGGUGGCGUGGGCGCUCAAUCCCACCGGAAACAACAUGAUCGGAGCGCAGUCCCUGGUGGCUUUCUUCGGCUCCAACGGCACCCUCCGCGCCUACACCUCUCCGAUCACCAGCUACCAGACCACACUGCAAGAGGCCCCCUUGAGCUUCGGCGUCUCAGCCUUAUCCGCCGAGUUCGUCGGCGGCAAUGAGAUCAUCAUAUUCGCCACCAUCGACCUUUCAACCGCCGGGACCACCAGGUUUACUCAGGUAUGGCAGGACGGCGUCGUCUCCGGCGACAUCCCUCAGCGGCAUUCCCUCGGCGGAGACAACGUUAGGUCCAUCGGGAGCAUUGAUUUCGCCACCGGAGCCACCACAGCCGCCGGCGGUGCUGGAGGAUCUAGACAACGUAAAAGAAAUGUUCAUGGGGUGUUGAAUGUGGUGAGUUGGGGAAUUUUGAUGCCGAUGGGGGCGAUGGCGGCGAGGUAUUUGAAGGUGUUCAAGUCAGCGAAUCCAGCGUGGUUCUACAUCCACGUCACCUGCCAGACCUCGGCCUACAUAGUCGGCGUCGCCGGCUGGGGCACCGGCAUCAAACUCGGCAGCGACUCCGCCGGAGUCGAGCAGACCGUCCACAGAAACAUCGGCAUCGCCCUCUUUGCCCUUGGAACACUUCAGGUAUUCGCGCUGCUUCUUCGGCCGAAGCCCGACCACAAGUACAGAGUGUAUUGGAACAUAUACCACCAAGGCGUAGGAUACGCGGUGAUCAUUCUCAGCAUUGUUAACAUUUUCGAGGGAUUAGACAUUUUGGACCCUGAGAAGAAAUGGAAAAAUGCAUAUAUUGGGGUGUUGAUAUUCUUGGGCGCUGCAGCUGCUCUCUUAGAAGCAUUUACAUGGUAUAUUGUGCUUAAGAGGAGAAGGGAGUCUGAUAAGCAACCACACCACCAAACCAAUGGAGUCAAUGGAUACCAUGCUUAGAUUUUGAUUUUGAUUUUGAUCACUACCCUUUGUAGAAAAACAUAUAUAUUAUUUUUGUUUUAUUAUUUGGUGUUGAGAGAGAGAGAGAGGAUUCAUUUGUCAUGUGUGACAUAGACAGAGGAGCACUUGUAGUUUUUCUUUGUGAGUAGGUACAUGAUACUACGCUACUAUUCUUGGAUAUUUAUUGACUUAUAUAUGCUUUUGAAUUUGAUUCCUUCA